This is a messenger RNA of Rubroshorea leprosula, 4481 nucleotides long. Lineage: Eukaryota; Viridiplantae; Streptophyta; Magnoliopsida; Malvales; Dipterocarpaceae. The record is from the annotation of a GenBank genome assembly.
CCGUUUAUCUCCCAAAACCUGCCGCCGAUUUCUUUACUAAUCGAAUGGCUUCAAACGUCCCCGUCGACAUUGUCGAAGACGACGAGGGGUUCGAUUGGGAAGAAGCUGUUAGACAAAUCGACGAGGCUUGCCAAAGCGCAAAGCCUUCUACUUCUAGUCUAAAUUAUCCAUCUUCCCAUUUUGUGCCUCCUUCUGUUGGAGAAAACUCUAAUGGGUUUCGCCCUGUGGGCGAGAGAAAGCCUGGUGGUUCUUCAAGGCAAUCCACGCUUGAUAGGUUUAUGGGGAAGGUGGUGGGGCCCAUUAGGCCUUCGUCUGAGAAUCAUCGGAAGUUUCAGGAUCGAGACCCAGAAUGUGUUGUCGUUGAGGGUGAUGAGAGAGUACCCGGCAUUGCUAUUGACGCUGAGGCAGCAAAAACUUGGAUUUACCCAGUAAAUAUCCCUCUUCGAGAUUAUCAAUUUGCCAUAACCAAGACGGCACUGUUUUCAAAUACAUUGGUGGCAUUGCCUACAGGCCUUGGCAAAACGCUUAUUGCUGCUGUCAUAAUGUAUAACUACUUCAGAUGGUUUCCAGAUGGGAAGAUAGUCUUUGCUGCUCCUUCUCGGCCACUUGUCAUGCAACAAAUAGAAGCAUGCCAUAAUAUUGUUGGAAUUCCACAAGAAUGGACCAUUGAUAUGACAGGUCAAAUAAGCCCUACAAGAAGAGCAUGCUUUUGGAAGACCAAACGGGUUUUCUUUGUUACUCCACAAGUUCUGGAGAAAGAUAUUCAAUCUGGCACGUGUUUGGUAAAAUACCUAGUCUGCUUGGUAAUUGAUGAGGCUCAUCGAGCAUUGGGAAACUAUUCUUAUUGUGUGGCAGUUCGUGAGUUGAUGGCUGUUCCAGUGCAACUGAGAAUAUUAGCUUUAACUGCCACUCCAGGAUCGAAGCAGCAGUCAAUCCAGAAAAUAAUAGAUAACUUGCAGAUAUCAACACUUGAAUACCGGGAUGAGAGUGACCAUGAUGUCAUCCCAUAUGUUCACAACCGAAAAAUAGAAUUGAUUGAGGUUGCACUUGGGAAAGAUGCAGUUGAGAUAAAUAAAAAACUGUUGGAUAUAAUUCGUCCAUUUGUAGCCAGGCUAUCUGCAAUGGGAGUUCUUCAGAACAGAGACUAUCAGACUUUAACCCCAGUUGACUUGCUUAAUUCAAGGGAUAGAUUUCGUCAAGCACCUCCAUCAGAGCUUCCACAUGUUAAGCAUGGGGAAGUUGAAGCAUGCUUUGGAGUUCUUAUUACACUUUACCACAUUCGUAAGCUACUUUCAAGCCAUGGAAUAAGGCCAGCAUAUGAGAUGCUGGAAGAGAAGUUGCAAAAUGGGGCAUUUCUGAGAAUGAUGAGUAAAAAUGAAGAACUUAUGAUUGCAAAGCUCUUAAUGCAACAGAAUUUAUCUCAUGGUGCACCAAGUCCCAAGUUGUCAAAAAUGUUAGAAGUGUUGAGUGAUCAUUUCAAGACCAAGGGUUCACAAAAUUCUAGGGUCAUUAUCUUCUCAAAUUUUAGAGGAAGUGUCAGGGACAUAAUGCAUGCAUUAGCAACUGUUGGAGAUUUAGUUAAAGCAACUGAAUUUAUUGGACAAAGCUCAGGAAAAGCAUUGAAAGGCCAAUCACAGAAGGUUCAACAGGCUGUUCUGGAGAAAUUUCGAGCUGGUGGUUACAAUGUUAUUGUUGCCACAUCUAUUGGUGAAGAAGGCCUUGAUAUCAUGGAAGUUGAUCUUGUAAUAUGUUUUGAUGCUAAUGUUUCACCUUUGAGAAUGAUUCAGCGGAUGGGGAGAACUGGAAGGAAGCAUGAUGGACGAGCUUAUUGCAGUUCCUUGACAAGUUUACUAGUUCUAGCUUGUGAAGGGUCAGAGAUAAAGGGUUAUAUGCGGAAGCAAGCAAAUAACCGGUCUAUUAAAAAACACAUGCAAAAUGGGGGAUUGAAAAGCUUCAAUUUCCAUUCUAGUCCAAGGAUGAUUCCCCAUAUUUUCAAGCCAGAAGUCCAAUUUGUUGAACUCUCAAUUGAACAAUUCAUUCCUCGUGGGAAAAAACUAAAAGAUGAUCACACUGUUCAAUCACCUCCUGUCAAUGAAAAACUAACCCCUGCUGAAACUGAUUUAAUUGCCAAGUAUUUCCACCCUGCAAUUGAGAAUGCUUGGAGACCAUCUCUUAUUGCAUUUCCCAACUUUCAGGCCUUUCCCUCCAAAGUACAUAGGGUAAUGCAUUCUUGUAGAACAGGAAUGCUGAUUGACUCAAUGCAAGCUUUGCAAGGAUUAACCCUUAUGGGAGGCAGCAGGACUUCUUUUAUUAAGGAUGAAGUCUUUUCUGUCGAUUGCUUGGAAUUUGAUGGACCUGACAAUGCUACAAAAGAUUCACCAUUGUUGGAUGGUUCACCAGCUGCCAAGUCACAAAGGAAGGUAACAGAUUUGGAAGUAUCACCCAUAAAGAGCUUAAGAACAAUGUGUUAUUCUCAUUGUGAACCUCAAGCACAUUCGUGUCUCUUUAGUUCAGAUUUCAUAUCGGUUGAUUCUCUUGGAAAGGUCAUGAUUUUAUCUGUUCCUUCCAUUCAUUUCAAGCAUACAAGUUCUAGCAAUAAAGGGUUGCAAAAUUCUGUGAAGCUAGAUUCUAGCCAUGUGAAAACUCCAGAUGGACAUUACCGUGAGCUAACCACGCAAGCUAAAACAAUUGCAAACCUAACAACUUUUCAGACAAGAUGCUCAAAAGAUGAUACUCUGCCAAGUUCUAGGUUAGAUAUGUCUGAUUCUCAUAAAGAUGAGAUGCCAGAGCAGGAUGAGAAAACUCCUGAGUGUCCAAUGAAUAAAGGCCUGUUGAAUGGAGAUAGCAAUUAUGAGAUACCUGAUAUUGAAGAAACCAAGGUAUCUUCACCAUUGGCUGAAAAAGAUAUUAAUGAUUUCAGAGAUGCUGAACUUAGUCCACGGUUAACUAAUUUGAUCAAAAGUGGUGUUGUUCCUGAGUCUCCUGUUACUGAAUGUCGGCUGUUGAAUAACAGACAAAAUGAAUGUCAAGUUUCGGACAUUAGUUCACUGGUCAAUUUGCAAACUGAACUGCUUUUAGGUCCAGUUAGAAAUGAAGGGGUCAUUAUGGAGAACUCUGCCAGCAAAAGUAAUAUCUUCCUGUCUUCUAUCAGUGAUGAAAUUAGAACUCCUUUACGUAAGAUGAAUGGAGUUUCUGGCACAAGACUUGCCUCUAGCUUGCUUGCAGAGGAGGCCCAAACACCUUUGCAACACCUAACUGAUGGUAGUGGCAGCAAAAGUUGGCACUUAAGUUCUGGAGAGAAGUCAGUAAAUGCAAAGCAGGCAAAGAAGUUUAAAAGAUUGCGAAAAGUUGGGAAUUCCGAGGGAAAUAGGAAUUCAAAGAGCAUGAAAGUGGAUUCUUUUCUUCCUAUAGCAAACCUUGCCAGAUCUUUUCCUGGUUCGAGUCCCAUACAAAUGAAGCAUGGCAGAUGUAAUUUAGUUCAUACAUCAGGUAAAAAGAAGCUGGAAGAUGAAGUCAGGACCUUCAUUGAUGAAGAAGCUGAGGUGUCUUCAGACACUGAAAUAUCUGGUGAUGAAGAAGAUGGGAACAAUGACUCAUAUGAUGAUAGUUUCAUAGAUGACAGGAUAAAUCUUACAGGUGCCUGUACACAAACUGAAUCUGGUGGGGUUGACAUGAUGGCAGUUUACAGGCGUUCAUUGCUUAGCCAAUCACCAUUGGAGAGGCAGCAAAAUUUUUCUGUUUUUAGUCCUGAUUCUGUAGAUACAAUUAGCAGAGGAAAUGGAGAUGGAAACUACUCUAGCAAGACAUUGGAUUCUCUCAAGACACCUCAAACUGAUCCCAUAGAUGAAUCUGCCAAGAGGAAUUCAGAUCCAUCUCAGAAAAAUCAAGAGAAGAACUUCUCAGAACCCUUCCCUCUCAGAAGUAAUGAUAUUUCAAUAGAAAAUGAGAGGGAGGUGGCAAGUCGGAAAAGAAGGUUGAGUCCUUUCCAAACAGGUUCACUGCCUGCAAUUAAUUUGGAACGAGAAUUCUCACUACAAUCUGAGGGUGCUGGAGAUGGAGCCAAAGAAUCAGUCCCAGCAUCUCAUCAGAUUCUGUCAGGAAAUAUUAUUGCAAACGAAGAUGAGUUUGAUGAUGAUCAAUUUUUUGAGAGUAUUGAUUUUGACGCCAUUGAGGCACAAGCUACCUCACUUUUUAAGAGCAAGUCAGAAUCAUCAAUACAGAAGCAAGAGAUGAUCUCUCCAUCAAACCCCCAUAAUUUAGCCUCUCCAUCGUUUGAUCUUGGGAUGUGGUAGUUUAGAAAGAAAAUUUAUUUAUAACCCUUGAGCAAGUAAGUUUAUUUGUCAGGGGUGUAAUGCAAUGCUAGAAGCUUUGGCAUGCACAGUUUUGUGAAUGAUCUAUUGUAUGGUAAUUUGUAAAGUCCACUUGUAUAUAUAUGGAUAUUGGAUUCUUUGUAAAUGUCCCAAUAAUAAUUUAAGCCUGAA